This is a messenger RNA of Cadophora gregata, 1872 nucleotides long. RefSeq lists its product as uncharacterized. NCBI's taxonomy places the organism in Eukaryota, Fungi, Ascomycota, Leotiomycetes, Helotiales, Ploettnerulaceae. Bases 171 to 1313 code for a protein of 380 amino acids. The record is from RefSeq and is a predicted model, not a curated record. Gene Ontology annotation, cellular component: mitochondrial inner membrane. The transcript has 3 exons. Gene Ontology annotation, biological process: protein quality control for misfolded or incompletely synthesized proteins; mitochondrial protein processing. Gene Ontology annotation, molecular function: metalloendopeptidase activity.
UGUGGCAUGAUGAAGCUCAAGCUGUUGGUACCUGGAUGGCGAUGACGUAGAUGGACACCGAUGUUUACCCGAGGAGGCUGAGGCUUACUAAGUGCGCAGAAGGCUGAGAAGGCAAACAAAGCUUCUCUCACAUCUCCAAGUGUCCCCAGCUUUCGAAGUAUAUCCCCAUAAUGCUAUCACGGCUGUUCUCUAGGAACGUAUUACGAGCAGUAUCACAGUCCAGUCCUCGAACUCUCCCCCGGGCUCUGCCUCGAGCUUCAAUACCUCAAAUAGCACGACCAUCAACAUUUACCCCACGACGAUUUCAAUCGGAAUGGAAUCGAUAUCCUCCUCCGCCUCCUCCUCGAAAGCCUCAACGAAUAAUACAUUACAGAUAUGACCCCAACCAGAUACAGCAUGCGAAACCACUCGUAACAAACGAACAAAUCUUCAAUGCCGUCCGAAGUCCCACCACGAAAUGGUUAUUCAUAAUAUCAGCUGGCUCAGCAACAGUCUUCUACGUUGCAAACCUAGAAGAGGUCCCAGUGUCGGGCAGAAAGAGAUUCAACUGCUAUAGCGAUGAGACAGUGGAAGCUGAAGGAAUGCGGAUGUAUCAAAUGAUCAUGCAAGAGAAUGCACGCUCGAUUCUACCAGACUGGGACCGAAGGACGAGGAUGGUUCACAGGGUUAUGGCGAAGUUGAUUCCUAACAGUGGACUGGAAGAUGCGGAUUGGGAAGUCCACGUAAUCGAUUCGCCCGAAUGUAAUGCCUUCGUAAUCCCUGGCGGAAAAGUAUUUGUCUACACCGGCAUCCUCCCCGUUGCCAAAAACGACGACGGACUCGCCGCCAUCCUCGGCCACGAAAUCGCACACAAUGUAGCUAGACACGCAUCAGAAAGUAUGAGCAGUAUGAUCAUGCUUGCACCUUUACGCUUCCUCUUCAUCUUCCUCGACAGCACAGGAUACACCAUGGGAUUGGGCCGCGUUUUGGGAGACAUGGCCAUGGAUCUUGGGCUUGCGAGACCAGCUUCAAGGAAACAAGAGAGCGAGGCUGAUUAUAUUGGAUUGAUGAUGAUGGCGAGAAGUUGUUAUAAUCCACAGGAAGCGGUCAAGGUGUGGCAGCGGAUGGAAAUUGCGCAGAAAGAUCAGAGUAUGCCGGAAUGGUUGUCGACUCAUCCUUCCAAUUCCCAUCGAAUUAGUCAAAUGCAGGAAUGGCUGCCGAAAGCAGCAACAGCGAGAAGCGACAGCGAAUGUGCAGUCACACUUGGAUACUCCGAAGACUUCAAGUCUGCGUUCAAGGGCAACGGAUGGAUUGACAUGUUUAAGAAUGAGUGAGAUGCUGAUGUGUUUUUUGGAGUAGAGAUCAAGUAAUUGUAUAAUCCAUGAUAAGCAUAGGGAGUUCGGCAGGCGGCAUGGUAGGCGCUUGGAGUUACUUUUUGGGGAGUUUUGGACACCACUCAAUAUCAAUAGAAAACUAGGCAUCUUCUAUCUUUUCGUUAUAUUUUGAGACCCAUCGAGCAUCUGAUUUGGGAGAACCCUGUUCGUUCAUGCCUUCAACUCUACCCUUUUUGGGAGUAGGCCCUCGGCUCAGUCUAUGUACGAUUAGAAACUGGGAGCUGGCAUGUACUUAACAUUGGUACAUCCUCGACCUUAUUCACUACUCUCAUCUCUUCCAAUUUCGGAAACCUCUCUCACCUACAUCGGAGGUUGACGUCCCCCAUAUAUCUCGGUACAUCUCUUCAAGUACAAAAGCACCCCAUUCCUAGUCAAAAGCAAACGCAACGAAAAGACUAGAUCAGGUCGAAAGUCCCUUCUACUGGAGCAGCACAGUUCAAUAGAGCCCACGCGUCUAUUUGCAAAAGAAGGAAACCCGAUGACUUUUACUGGUCUUCUG